AUGGAGCAGUUUUCCGUGCUGCUGGCCCGCCAGAUCGACACGACGGUUGGCGGAACCGGCGACAGCGCCGGCUCGGACGACUCGGAGGAGAGCGGCAUCAACAAGACGGUCGACGGUAUCACGGCCUACGUCAACAAGCUCAGCGUCCCUGCUGCCAACACGUUCCUGAUGGUCCUGCUCAUCAUCGCCAUUGUCAUCGCCGCCAUUGUCGUCAGUAUUCUUCUCGUCAAGGUCAUCCUCGAGUUCUGGGCCCUCUUCGGCAGCUUCCCCAAGGCCCUGUCCGGGUUCCGCGAGCACUACUGGGGUUCGAUUGCGCGCACCAUCACGUCUCUGAUCCUGCUGCUCUACGGCAUCUGGGUCCUCUACUGCAUCUUCCAGUUCACCCACGGCGACUCGUGGGCGGCCAAUACGCUGGCCGGCGUGACGCUGGCCGUCUUCACGGGCAUCCUCGCCUUUUUCGCCUGGAAGAUCUGGAACACGGCGCGCAAGCUCAAGCAGGCCGAGGGCGACAGCUCGGGCCUGUACGAGAAGAAGGAGGUCUGGGUCAAGUACUCGCUCUUUUACGAGUCGUACAAGAAGGACUACUGGUGGCUGUUCAUCCCCAUCAUCAUUUACAUGUUCGCCAAGGGCACCAUCAUCGCGGCGGGCGACGGCCACGGCCUGUUCCAGGCGUCGGGCCAGCUCAUUGUCGAGCGCUGCUGCUGA
Molecule: messenger RNA, 705 nt
Organism: Verticillium alfalfae VaMs.102
Lineage: Eukaryota; Fungi; Ascomycota; Sordariomycetes; Glomerellales; Plectosphaerellaceae
Product: DUF907 domain-containing protein
Exons: 1
Coding region: 1-705 (234 amino acids)
Biological process (GO): transmembrane transport; fungal-type cell wall biogenesis
Source: RefSeq, a predicted model, not a curated record